AUGGCGAAGUGCAUGGCUCCACUUCUUCCACACCUUGCUGCGGAGUUCUUCCAACACCAGCCAAACUGCACCGAAAAGCUGAUACUACGGGAUGUGCUAAGCUUCGAUGGAAAUAAUGAAAUAGAACUCCAUCCUGAACUGGAUCAAGUCAUGGAAACAGUCAUACGAUUGAGAGCUGAUCUCGCUGCUUCUGCUGGUCCAUCGUGCGAUCUGUUCAAAAAAGGAGCGCUUCUGGAGCUUACGCCAUCCACAAGGACCCUUUUGAUGGAGUGGCAGAACGAGGAGACCUCAUUUAGUUCACAACUUUGUGAGCUGUUUGGCGUGUCGAUGGUCAGAAUUCAAGACGCUGAUGAGGAUAGCAUUACUCCAAUUGAAAGCGAUGGAUUGUUCUGUGAUAGAUGUCGCAAGAUGAGCAGGCAGCCCGCCGAAAAGCAUUGUGCUAGAUGUAGUGCUGCCUUAGAAUAUCUCCAGUAA
Ostertagia ostertagi is the source of this 474-nucleotide messenger RNA. The record is from the annotation of a GenBank genome assembly. Lineage: Eukaryota; Metazoa; Nematoda; Chromadorea; Rhabditida; Trichostrongylidae.